Protopolystoma xenopodis is the source of this 933-nucleotide messenger RNA. The record is from the annotation of a GenBank genome assembly. NCBI's taxonomy places the organism in Eukaryota, Metazoa, Platyhelminthes, Monogenea, Polystomatidea, Polystomatidae.
AUGAGCGGAAACAGAUCACAGCAAUCUUUCGCCUCUCAACAUGAGAAUCCUUGCAUUGUUAUUGCUCAGCCUCAAUUAAGCCGCAUACCUAACUCUGAACCCCAUAACCUGGAUAGUUUAAAUGCUUCCAAUCGCAGAGCCCUCCUUCAUCCAACAACAUCUUCUGUUAUAGAAGGAAAGAUUAAAUCUAGUUCAUUUAUCAAGUCACGGAGGGGCACUAUAGUAUCUUCGGAACCGGUUGUCAAUAUCUUCGAUUACGCAUCGCACCCGCAGAACCAGAUACAAGGCCCCCGCUUAAGCAUCUGUGCACAACCUGAGAAUCUAGCGGCAAAUAUACCCGAUAUUCAACCUACCCUUUCCGGUACCGAGUUUCGCGUUUCACAAGAACAGGACGAGGACCAUAGACUAAGGAGGCGCCGCUCAAUUAAUUCAAGGUUUUAUUUCUGCAUGCAUGAUAGGGGAGGUGUAGAUGCGAUCAAGAAUACUAAAUCGAAUCUCAUCCUAGAAUCGAACGUCACAGAGGAUUAUAGUGGCGAUAUUCUCUCGAACCAUGGCAUUGUGAAACUUAAUAUUUCCGGCACCCUGUUUCAUGUGCGGCGUUCCACUCUAGAGAAUGAUCCUCUUGUUUACCAAGGCAUUUUAGAGCAGGCUAUCUGGCUUGAGCAACGACGUGAGUACUAUCUUGAGAGAGAUCCCAUGGUAUUUAGAUUUGUAUUUCACUACCUCCGCUUUGGAGACCUACAUUUGCCUGGUAACUUGUGUGGUCCAUUCUUAGAAAAAGAGCUGCAGUCCUGGGGCAUCCAGAUGGGCUUCGAAGUCCAGCGCUGUUGCCUAGGUGCCGUUAUGGAGACCAAAGUGAAUCUGGACUCGUUGAAGCAUUUUGAACAAGAUCUGCGAGGAGAGAACAUAAAGCCGAGACAUAUGAUUAGGUAG